Hibiscus syriacus is the source of this 618-nucleotide messenger RNA. RefSeq lists its product as uncharacterized. Lineage: Eukaryota; Viridiplantae; Streptophyta; Magnoliopsida; Malvales; Malvaceae. The transcript is spliced from 2 exons. The record is from RefSeq and is a predicted model, not a curated record. Bases 24 to 437 code for a protein of 137 amino acids.
UUUUAGAACCAAUUUCCAAGAAAAUGGAUCAAAUCUUUCUUGGCCUUUGCCACAAGCUCUACAAUUUCAUCAUGAAAUAUCUAGCAACAUAUGCCAUGAAAAGAGUAACUUUAGGCCAAGGUUCUCAUCAUGAUUCAACUCAGUUACCUUCUUCUGGGCCUGCAUCGGCUAUAUCAAGCUCCAUCACCGAUCAAGCAGUGCUUCCCAUGGCCGAUGAAACUCCAGUUGAAGAUGCAAGUUUGCAGGCCAAAGUAGAGCCAGGUCCAAUAUGUAAUCAUAGUGAAAGCGGCAUUUCUUCUGCAACAUCGAAUGAGGAGAAAAAUGAGGAUGAAGCACCAGCAACGUCUGCAAUUCGACCCGAAGCUAGACCUCCGAAGAAAAUGGUUAGCAUAAAUGAUAGAGUGGAGGAGAUGAGCGACAGUUUGGGAUCUAGCUGAAUUUACCUAGCUGAUUUGUUCUUUGUAUACUAUUGGCUAAAGCCUAGGCAGAUGGUUCAUUAGCUGAAAUCGAUUCGAAUGAAUUAUUGCAGCCUUGAUUCUCCAUGCCAAAAGCAAAUAGGGAGAACUCAACACCGUUUUGAUUUAGUCCUAUAUCAUUAAACAAAUCCAUUUUAGUUGA